This is a messenger RNA of Exaiptasia diaphana, 1290 nucleotides long. Its product is annotated as testis-expressed protein 9. Lineage: Eukaryota; Metazoa; Cnidaria; Anthozoa; Actiniaria; Aiptasiidae. The record is from RefSeq and is a predicted model, not a curated record.
CAUAGUAGRCAGUCGUCUCUGGGCUGCGGAAAAGUUUCAAAUUGAAUGGGAUCAAAAUAUUGCAAUUACCACCAAUUAUAUAGAUCGCUUGGCACCCAAAAUCUGCAAAACCCGUUUUGACUGUAUUGUUUUUAUUGAAAGGCUGCCAGCCACAGGCAAUAUCAUAUAGCAAAAUACAAACAAAAAAAGAAAAACAUAUCUAACCGAUCUAACCCUUCUUUGCUGGCAUGUUUAGGCGUUUGAAUGCAGAGAUCGAAGAACGCACUGCAAGCUUAAUCAAAGAAGCAGAACAAGUGAUUCAUGACCAAGAAGACAUUUUCACAAGACCACUAACCAAUACAGAUGUUUCRAGCACACUUGACUUAGAAGAGAUUAUUUCAGCAAAUUUAGAUACAUCAGCUACACGACAGAGUUCAUCCUGUACCAUCACCRSCGGCAACCAACCAUCMAAUAGGAAGAGACCAAAAUCAAAAUCAGAGAGAUCAAAGUCAGCACUUUCAAAAACCAAAAAUUCAAAACAAACAGAAAAGGUUCCAGAUGUUGAUGUUCUUGCAGAGAGAAUUAAUUUAGUUACAAAGAUUACUAGCUUUGAAGAAGAGGCAAGACAUGACAGCACACCUUCUUUCACAGAUGAUGUACUGCCUUCUGCAGCUCAAGACAUGGGGCCAGAGGCAACCAUUAGAUUUUUAAAGGCAAAAUUGCAUGUGAUGCAAGAAGAAAUGGAUCAUCUGUCCUCUGAAAGUUCCAAAAAGGCACAAAUUGACAAACACAAAAAGUUAUAUGCUGAAUCCAAAGGCAAGAAUGAAAGCUUAGAACAAUUGCUGUCUUCAACCAAAAAGGAACUCGAUGGUUUACAACGAGAACAGAAGCAUUUUGUAUCAAACAAGAAUGCAGUGGAAGUCAGGUUAAACCGUGCAUUGGAAGAAGUAGAGAAAUACAAGUCUGCACUCCACAAAGCAAAGGCUAGUUCUAAGGACUCAAGUGAUCAAGAAAAACGAAGACUGGACCAACUUUUAGUUGAAAACAAGAGGUUGGAGAAACAGAAAAAUGAGUUGAUGACGGGAUUUAAGAAGCAAAUGAAACUGAUUGACAUACUGAAACGUCAAAAGAUGCACAUUGAAGCAGCCAAGUUAUUACAAUUUUCUGAGGAGGAAUUCGUAAAAGCGCUAGACUGGGGCAACUAAAUGACAGUUGCACGAGCAAUUUUAAAGAAUGUGGCCAUCACUUUUAUUUCCUAAAUUAUCUAYUGAACGGUUUAUCAUUGUAUUAUUAAACAGAUUUUCACCUCAA